Molecule: messenger RNA, 1708 nt
Organism: Pocillopora meandrina
Lineage: Eukaryota; Metazoa; Cnidaria; Anthozoa; Scleractinia; Pocilloporidae
Source: the annotation of a GenBank genome assembly
AUUUUGUCAAUCGUUACAAUCCUUGCCAAGGCUCUAAACAUUAAAUUGUAUGAUCCCACACAUUUCUUAUUGACAAGAUGGCAGAUUGCUACGUAAUAGUUACAACAAGGAACAUUUUAUGGAUGGUGUUGUCAGUUGUUGCAACGCUGGCUGUGAUAGCUGGAAUUAUGACACCCAAGUGGUUGUAUGGAAGAUCAGUGCUUUUUGAUGACAAGAACUAUAAUUUUACAUCUCAGUACAUCCCACCGGAGGCGAUGUACAGGCCAUCAAUUGGCAUCUACAACCGCUGUAAAAAAAUUCAUAAGAGUGUUGGAGGGGAUCCAGAACUAAAUUGUUACACUUACAUCAAAAACUUUAUGGAGAUUCCUUCAGCUGCUUGGCAAGCUUGUCUGUUUUUUCUAUGGUUUGGUACAGCACUUCUAGCUAUUGUUGUACUCAUGUCCAUCGUGGGAUUUUGUGCACAAAGUAUAGGAAAGAAAAGUAUUUUCUCACUUGGUGGAGUGAUCCAGGCUAUAGCAGGUAAUUACUGGGAAACAUAACUUUUAUUGAUAGUUGUUUGUAUUCUUUCAAGUGAUUAGUUUUUUUCCAUACCUUGGAGCAUUUGGUCCUUUUUCAGUUAAGCCUCUUCUUGUUUGACACACAUUUUCAGUUAACCCUGUUCUUGUUUGACACCCAUUUUCGUGAAAAAUACCAAGGCACGGCCUGGAAUACUGCUAUAGGAAACCAACUUUCUUCUGUUAAACAAUUACAGAAAAAAAAAUAGUUUAUAGUGUGAUACUUUAUGAAAGCAUCACUCUGUACGAAAGAUCAUUAGUCAGCCUUGUAGUGAAUUAAUCAUAGCUUUUCUUGCCUUGUAAUAACUGUUAUGCAUUCUCAGUUCCAAAAACUGAAAUUAAACAUUGAAAAACUGCAACAAGCUAUUGGUCCAAGCACAUGCAUAUGCAUAAGUGAAUUGUUGUACCAGUGAUCUUGUAAACCAAAUUCAAAGGUUUCUUUACCUGGGAGCUAACAUUUGUUAUGUGGGGUUCUUUAUAGCACUCUUUCUUGUGAUUGGCCUUGUUCUCUACCCUGCUGGCUGGGGCAGUGAAACAGUUGGUGAUCUUUGCACAAAGCCAUCACAGAAACCUGGAGCUUUUGUACUUAACGAAUGCUCAAUGGGAUGGGCAUUUUAUGCCGUGCUUGGAGGUACAUUGUCAUCAUUUCUAUGUUCCUUGUUAUCUGGUCAAGCAGAGAAGUCUACAUCAAGUGAUGACGUGCAAGAUGAAAUUUCAGACGGAAAGACUUUGAUUUGUCUUAUUUAAUUGGAUUGCUGGAAGUUGGCAAGGGUAUGUCGCAGUUUCCUAUGUUGUGAGGACUGUUGUCAUUAUCAAUGUGGCAACUUUUCUUGUGGACUUGUACAUGGCUGUAAUGUGCUGUAGCUGUUAAGGUUCACUGGCAAAUUCUGCUAUUAAGAGAACAUUCAAUCAAAGAACAGAAAUCAAGGUGUUUGUUUAUAGAUAUAGAUUAACUUGUGGUUACAAAUAACUUUAAAAUAGUAAUUGCAUGAUUUUAAUCAAGAAUGUAAAGUUAGUGGUAAACUGGCAUAAAUUGGAGUUUUGACAGUGAUGGAAUCAGGAUCUUUUCCAGACCAUUUAUAGAGGGUGGUACAAAUUUCAAUUGAUUUGAAAGAUUUAAUCUGUUAAAAGGGAUGAAUCACUGAUGAGCAGGG